Boleophthalmus pectinirostris (great blue-spotted mudskipper) is the source of this 3539-nucleotide messenger RNA. It is a transcript of the gene pacsin1b, whose product is annotated as protein kinase C and casein kinase substrate in neurons 1b. Gene Ontology annotation, molecular function: protein binding; phospholipid binding. Gene Ontology annotation, cellular component: endosome; cytoplasm; plasma membrane. The record is from RefSeq and is a predicted model, not a curated record. The transcript is spliced from 7 exons. Gene Ontology annotation, biological process: regulation of endocytosis; cytoskeleton organization; neuron projection morphogenesis. Bases 37 to 1110 code for a protein of 357 amino acids. Lineage: Eukaryota; Metazoa; Chordata; Actinopteri; Gobiiformes; Gobiidae.
CAGUAUGGCACAGUGGAGCGUGCCUGGUUAGGAGUGAUGGCAGAGGCAGAGAAGGUCAGCGAGCUUCACCAGGAAGUGAAAAACAACCUUAUCAAUGAAGAUUUUGAAAAGGUGAAAAACUGGCAAAAAGACGCCUAUCACAAGCAGAUGAUGGGAGGAUUUAAGGAAACCAAAGAGGCAGACGAGGGCUUUAAAAAGGCACAGAAACCCUGGGCCAAGAAGCUCAAAGAGUUGGAAACUGCCAAGAAAUCCUACCACAUGGCAUGCAAAGAGGAGAAGCUGGCAUCCACAAGAGAGGCCAACAGUAAAGGAGAGGCCUUUACAGCUGACCAGCAGAAGAAACUUCAAGAGAAAGUGGAAAAGUGUAAACAAGAUUCACAGAAGGCCAAGGACAAAUAUGAGAAAGCCCUAGAUGAGCUGAACAAGUGUACGCCUCAGUACAUGGAGAAUAUGGAGCAGGUGUUUGGGCAGUGCCAGCAGUUUGAGGAGAAGAGACUGGCCUUCAUUAGGGAAGUGCUGCUGGACGUCAAACGACAUCUCAACCUCACAGAGAACCAAAGUUAUUCUACAGUUUAUCGUGAACUUGAACGCACCAUUACAUCAGCAAGCCCACAAGAAGAUCUUAAGUGGUUUAGUAGUAACCAUGGUCCUGCCAUGCAUAUGAACUGGCCACAGUUUGAGGAGUACAACCCAGACUUGGUACACAGCAUCACAAAGAAGGAGAAGUCAAGGAAAAACGAUGGUGUCACUCUAACAAAUAUCUCACAUGGUGUGAACCAUGCUCAGGCAGGAGACAGGGGAAGCGUUAGUAGUUAUGAGAAGAACCAAGCGUACACAGGCUCCACUGAGUGGUCAGACGAGGACCAGACAGCCCCUAACUCUGGUAACGACACAAACGGAGGAACAAACCCGUUUGAUGAAGAUGUGGGCAAAGGAGUGAGGGUCCGAGCACUGUAUGACUAUGAAGGCCAAGAGCAGGAUGAGCUGAGCUUCAAAGCAGGUGAUGAGCUAACAAAGCUGGAGGAUGAGGAUGAACAGGGUUGGUGUAAAGGUCGCCUAGACAACGGCCAGCAGGGUCUCUAUCCAGCCAACUAUGUGGAGUUGAUCUGAUGCUGCUUGAGAAAGGACUGAAGCCUCCAGUGACACUGCACAUUGCCAGGGACUUGAAAGCAGAACCUCCUCUUCCUGUCCAGCACAGUGAGCUGUCUUCACAUCUCACACAAGAACACCUUGUAUUUGAGAGCAUCUUCAAAUACUGCAGCUUAGACUCAUUGAAUUUGUGUGCAGCUGUAUUGAAUUUACACAUGCCAUAUCUUGUAUUGUUUUAGCAUUUGAUGGAUAUGGUAUUGUGCCUGGAUAGCGAGAAAGAGCUAUGCAUUUUGCCUUCAUGUAUAUAUUUGCAUUUUUUUAACAGUUCAUAUGCUGUACAGUCGUUACCCAUUGACUGCUUCUUUCUUUGUGAAUAUUUUUUUUUAUGUUUAGACCUAGUAGAGUAACAUUUUUCAAAGAAUAGUAAUAUAUUUUAAUUUUAACAUGAAAAGGUAGAUACCACUAAAUUGUUUUUUUCUGUUAAAUAUGAUUCUUUUUUUUGUCUCUUCAGACUGCUGAUAAAUAUUAAACAAAUAUAAAUGAAACCAUUGAUUUAAAAGACAAAUUAAAAAAAUACACCACUUUAUCUGGCUACUGGUGCAUUGACAUAGGUCUGUUAAAGGUGCACUUCGUAAAUUUUGGAUAAUCUGCCAUCAACUUGUCUCCAUGUUGAUGCUACUGAUUUGCUUGGAAUGUUUCUCAGUAUGACAUUAAAACUAUCUUAUCUUGCAUUUAUUCAAUUCGAGGUAUUUUUAAUGCUCAACUCAUGUGACCUGUAACUUGACAUGACUUGGUGACAUAACUUUCCAUGACGAUAGUUAAGUUUAAAGCCAUAGCGUGGAACAAAUAAAGCUAUAGCAUCUCAAUAGAAACAUGAAGGUGACAGACCCUCUACCAGAAAAGUUACAUAGCGCACCGUUAAGAGCUUCUUUGGUAUCAUAUUUAAUAGGAAAUAUACAGUUGUCUCGUCGGCCUCCUUAAAACCUUAAACCUUACUUUCUAUCUUUUUAUUAAACCUUACUUUCUGUCUUUUGUGAAUAAUUUCACUUUCUCCACAGCAAGCCAUUCGUUUAGCAUUUUUAAGCAAGAUAAAAGACAGCUCUACAUGUUCCAACCUCCAAAGCCUCUCUUAACAUGGACGUUUUUACAUGACCUUGGCCUCCUCACCCUGUAAACAACUAUGUGCCUAUUUUUGCUUACCAUUACUUCUGACUGUGCUAACACUAUGAAAUGUAAACACUCUUGUGUAGGCCUUGUCUAUGGACUGUUUACGAUUAGUUACAUUAUGUGGCUCGGCUUUAUCAAACUUGCCGCUCUUAUCUGUGAGUAUGCGCAUGUUAAGCUCUCAUACUUGCCUUCUUCUGCAGCCAGUCAGUGCAUGGCAGCCAUUUGUUAUUACUGAGCAAAUACUGACACAGACCAAUCCUUAAACGGUAUGACUACGUACUGCUGAAGUGAAUAAAAUGUAUUAUAUUUUCAUCUAGGCAUUUCUUAGCUAGUGUUAACUGCUCAACAAGUUAAUGUCUGAGAGGCAAGAAAACUGGGUAGUACAGGAGCAAGUAUUUAAGCAUGUUUGAGGAAAUCUCAUAUUGUGAUGGCAAGAUGACUAUUUCAGACUGAUGUUUUCAAAAUCAAUUUUCAUGCAAAGGGAAGGCUCAGUACUCAUCUUGAUUUCUAUUAAGAGGAUCAAAGUUAUUCAAAAAUAUUCAAGAAUGUUUUAUAAGUUAGUAUCUAGUGUCAAUAUUAGUUUUAGUACUGAACCCUGUUUCAAAACUCAUAGUGGUCUGUGUACUCCAAUAAUUAGCUGUUUUUACACUGCAUCCUCUCAGUAUGGAGCUGCAUAUUGGGCUGGAGGUCUUUACUUUAUACCUCAGUGAAAGUCCAAUAAUGCAAUUCAAACAAUGUGCAAUAUUAAGAGUGAGAAGUCCUAUGAUAAAUGAGAUUGGUCUGUUGCUCCUUGUAACCGCAGGUGUUAGUGAAAACUAUACCUCAAGCAAACGCUGCACAAAAAGCAGAAAGACGAUCUGUGUCUGAAAUAUUGAUGAGACUGCACAUUCAUUUUUUAUAGGAUCCGGGAGGGAGUUUUUUUUCUCUGCUUUUUGUUUUUAUACAAUACAACUUAUUUUUCAUAAACUGGAGUUAGAGUUGAUGUCUUAAGUAAUGCCUUAGCAAAAAUGUAACACCCAACAUAUGGUACAAAACAGAGACAAGUUGUCAAAAAAUAAUAUAUUGGCUACUGUACCUUGUUUGGCUGUGUUACUCACUGUGAUACUAAUGUGACACAUGUCGUGGACUUCAAAUCUUUGAAAACUGCUCAAAACGCUCCGCUUUUUUUGUCUGUACAUGUAUGACAUUUAAGAACACAAGAGGGCUUUCUCUUUUUUGCAUUGUGCUGUACAUUUCUAAACUGUAGUGCCUGUCCAUCUGCAAAAAUAAAAAAAAUAAUGUCA